AUGGCUAGCAAAUCUCAGCCUCCCAUAUAGGAACGAACUUUUCAUGAAUGGUCAAAGAACAACUUCUACAGAACCAGCUACAUCAAUCAUUACACGCAAUUCCCAUAAGAACCAAAAAACACUGCAGUGCCAGGAUAUGCUGGUUAUGUGCCAUAUGUGCAAUCGGAGAAUUUAUAUGGCGAGAGAUUUUCUGAAGUGGCUAGGAAAUCUUAUGCAGACUAGAAACUAGGAAAGUUCAAUAGAUUAUCGUCGACUGGAUUUAAUUUUGAUCCAAAAGAAUUAAUCGAUGUACAUAAGGAAGCCUAUUCUCACAAAUACGGAUGCUAAACCUUAUUGAAAAACCACCCAUGCACUCAUAUCAAUAAAAUGGUUACAUCCUAUCAAGACGGUUUCAAAAAGCCUUAAGAACUUGUUGCUCCAACAUUUCGUAAGACUGACAGAUAUCUGGAAACUUCACAGGCUCAAACCAAGACAUCUGGAUUCCAGAAGAAUCACAUGUAAUUUGAUGGAUCAGGUUGGAUUCCACAUGAAAACAUGAAUGGCGAUUAAGUGAGAACAGAAUACAGAAUUCAAUAUAAUCAAGACAAACCAUUCCACAGAAAUCCAAUGCAAUUCAAGUUAAGAAAGAUGAAGCAAACAGAAAUGAAUUAUAAGCAUACCUGA
Messenger RNA from Paramecium tetraurelia, 663 nucleotides. RefSeq lists its product as uncharacterized. The transcript is spliced from 4 exons. NCBI's taxonomy places the organism in Eukaryota, Ciliophora, Oligohymenophorea, Peniculida, Parameciidae. The record is from RefSeq and is a predicted model, not a curated record.